UACAAAUCCAAUAUCUGAUGUAUUUGGGGUAUUGACGAAAUUAAUCACACUUAAACCAUUUAUUGAUCAUUGGCCUGUGACUUACUUUAAGGCUAUAGAAAAGCCGAAUCUGAUGAAGUAG
Messenger RNA from Diversispora eburnea, 121 nucleotides. The record is from the annotation of a GenBank genome assembly. NCBI's taxonomy places the organism in Eukaryota, Fungi, Glomeromycota, Glomeromycetes, Diversisporales, Diversisporaceae.